Molecule: messenger RNA, 2025 nt
Organism: Suillus subaureus
Lineage: Eukaryota; Fungi; Basidiomycota; Agaricomycetes; Boletales; Suillaceae
Exons: 1
Coding region: 1-2025 (674 amino acids)
Source: RefSeq, a predicted model, not a curated record
AUGUCUAAGAAGAGCAGCAUCGCAAUUGACCACGAGAUUGAAGUCUUGCAAGCUCAAAUCGCUAUCCUGCAGCGUCGUGAGGAUGACUUCGUCCGUAUUUUGGAGGACAUGGCCCGUCUUAGAGACUCAGUCAAGGCCGAGCAAGUGGCACUCGCAUCUCAAAUAAUGGAGCUAGAGAGUCAGAGACAUCCGAUCAACUGGCUGCCCUCGGAGCUGCUUAUCCAAAUCUUUGUCUCUGUGACGGAGGACAACGACUCAGACACCUCAGCAGGUCUCGCGUAUAAUUCAUCGCCCGUCAUUAUAACACACGUAUGCCGGGAAUGGCGCAAACUCGCAUUUGCCACUUCUAUACUGUGGUCGCGCGUUUCUUACAGGAGCAGAAAGUGGUCCACGUCUCCGGUAUGCGCGUUCAUAAAUCGCUCAGGUUCUAGUCUGCUCGAUCUCACUUUCUCUCCCCCACCGUACCAUGUUGAUGACAAUGACGCUGCCGAGGACGAGCGGCUAGCGUCUGAAGGUCUACUCCACAUGCUGAGUUCUCACCUCUCUCGCGUGCGCUCUAUCACCUUCGAGUGCACAUCCUCUGCGAGUAUGCGACUCAUUGUCGAAGUACUCAUAGAUAACCUUCACGAAUUAAAGUCAUUACGCUCCUUGGAUCUGUCCUUCGCAAGCCUUGCCCCAUGCUUUGCGGGCACACCACUACUCGUACUGGAUGAACUGGAUGGACAGAGUCUCUCCGACACACCGAGCGUCCUCACCUACCUCCGUCUUCAACAACUACCACCGCGUGUCAUUUCGCCAUCUCUUUUACGGUCUGUGCAAACUCUCGAGCUCUCCUUCCCUCAGCGAAGAUCCCAUCGUGCUCCUCAGUACAUCCUACGAAUGUCCCAUGUGCACCAUUUCCUGAGUUUUAUUCCAGAGCUCCAAGAUUUAGUUCUUACGGAAACCACACCGCUUCGUGAUGUUGUGCUUGAGGAACACAGCGAGGGACAGACAGCCGACAAUCGGUUCACCGUCGUGGCCCCCCUUGAACUACCUAAACUCAGAAGCCUCACAUGGAAGUUCGCAUACCCUCGCGAUGUGUACACCUUCAUGUCUUUCUUUGGUAUGCCUGCAUUGGAACGAUGGGAAAUUCUAAUCGCCAACUCCCCAACGAGGAGGAAUGACGUCAGCUCGCUUCGCGGUAAUCAUUGGGACGAACCAGAUUCCUUCAUCCAGGCAGAGCCUCUCGGAGGCGUCCUAUUCAUGACCGCGCUCAAGGAGCUGUGCAUCAGCUGUCAAGAUGGUGACUCCCUCAUUUCUUCGCUGCGCCAAUUCUUCUUCCCUGUGCUCGAGCAACUCGAAUUUGCAUACGCCGGAAAGUGCCCACCAAAUUGUGACCACAAACAUCCUCUCCCGCGCCUUGAUUAUGUAUUUCGCGAUCCCCGUCUCCCUCACCUUACGCAUUUCACGCUGUCACAUCUUGAUGUCUUUGCCGGGCACGGGAAGCUCAUGCUUGGUUACAUGCCGGGCCUCGUAUCAUUGACGCUGAUAUCGUGCACUGGUGUGGACGGCAUGCUAGAAGCGCUUGCUGAGGCAUACGGUCUCGCGAUGGAUGCGGAACGCAAAGCAACGCGUGGAUGUGGCGUUAGAGUCUGUCCAAAGUUAGAAAGGAUAACACUCUGGGGCUGCUCCGACUUCAAAUUUAAAAGCUUGUUUGCAGCUGUAUUUGCGCGUGCGCAGCCGGCAGGCAACAGCAUGCUCAUGAAGGCUCAGAAGGACGCGCCUAGCGUUGUUUCUACGGUUCUAGGCCGUAAGAUACGGCCCUUGAAAAAACCGCGCGUGGCGUCUCCACGGGGAGGCCCGUCUUCUCCCGCGAAGCCACAUAUAACGCAAAAUUCCCACGGAGCACCGUCGACGUUGAUUCCUAUCGAGGAGGCUUUGCGCCCUGUUCCCAUCGCCUGCGUUAAUGUCGAUGAUUGUCCCCAGAUCAGUGAGGACGAAGCGUUAUUGCUUGAGGAAUUUGGUACAGUUGUUGUAUAUCGGUGA